AUGCGUGCAUACCACAAGCCGUACACGCGGCGGGUGGACGUGUACAGCUUUGGCAUCGUGUUGUGGGAGCUGGUUACCAGCGACCUGCCGUUCAAGGGACUCACCUUCAUCCAACUCGCCUUCAACGUCGUCAACAAGAACAUGCGGCCGGAGGUGCCAGCGGGGUGCGAGCCAGAGCUAGCAGCUCUGAUGGUGGAGUGUUGGGAUGCAGACGCGGACAAGCGCCCUGAGUUCGUGCAGGUGGUGGCUCGCCUGGAGGCGCUGCAGCAGGGCAUGGGAGGCACCAUGGACGUGCAGGGUGGGUGCUGCACACUGCUCUGA
Molecule: messenger RNA, 321 nt
Organism: Closterium sp. Naga37s-1
Lineage: Eukaryota; Viridiplantae; Streptophyta; Zygnematophyceae; Desmidiales; Closteriaceae
Source: the annotation of a GenBank genome assembly